AGCAGCCAGAUUGCCCUGUUGUCUCACCAAGUGCAGAAUGUCGAUCUGUGCGUGAAUGGAGCAAAUACCAACCGUGGACAAGGACGAGGAAACGAAUGCCACUGUGGGUGUGCACCUGCAGGAGGCGUCUAUCGCUGAGCUGCAUCAAAAGCUGGACAAGAUCCUCGAGAAAUUGGAGAGGUGGGAGUCUGACAAGGGCCUGACCGGCCCCAGCGCUCGGCUCAAAACGCCCAGAGUGUCCAAGCUGUCCUGGACCAACGAGCUGGAAUCCAAGCUGGAAUCCAAGCUGUCGCUCCUGGCCGAUCCCACGUCCAAAAGCUCCAAAAACUCCAACGAGGCCUCCCUCAAAGAGGCCGGAAGCAUCGUGGCCGACGAGGACUCGCAGAGAAGUGUCAAGAAGAAGAAGAAAGGCAAUCGACACGUCGCCAUGCCUAGUGUGGGGUUGCACACCUGGGCAACACAGCUGCGGACGGCGGUCGGCACCUCCACCAAUCUGAAGGUGUGGGACAGUUGCGUGCCGAGCCUGCAGCAGAUGGACGGGGCUUUUGUGCAGGCGGUGGCCAGAGAGAAGAAGCCCUUCUUCGAGGAGGAUCUGGAGCAGCGGGACCGCGAGAUGCAUCGCCUGGGCGUGGAAUCCAGCGAUAUCGGCGAGGAGUCGCAGAGCGAGGCCAGUCGGUCCCUGCAGACGGUAAAGGGCCAUGCGACGGGCGAGGAGCUGGGCGGUGCGGGGCUGGACAACGAAAUCCAGCAACAUCGCAAUCUGCCUGGGAACGUUGACUGCGAUGGAGCGAGGCAGAGAAUGGCAACCACGUUGAGCCACUUGUCCCAGCAGUCGCAGGUGACAAUCCUGCACAGCGCCGAGGGGCCAAAGCCAGUGAGGCUUUGGGUCAUUCGCCAGCUCAUGGCUGCGCCUGCCUGGUUCUUCCUUUUAGGCCUGGUGGCUGUUCUGCAGAGCAUCGCCAACAGCAUUUUUCAGGA
This is a messenger RNA of Effrenium voratum, 978 nucleotides long. NCBI's taxonomy places the organism in Eukaryota, Dinophyceae, Suessiales, Symbiodiniaceae. The record is from the annotation of a GenBank genome assembly.